CGCUGCAGUUUACUUAAAUGGCGAAAUAAGUUAGGAAUAGGGUAAACACUCGUGAACGCUGAUCAAUUGAUUCGAAUCGAAUUGACGUAUACGUGCGAAAUAUUGUAGUUGAUUUAAUAUUCUAUUAAAAUGCCGAUCCUGGAUAAAAGAAAGGGGGAUGAUAUAUUGGCAUUGGUUCCCGCUUCAAAGAGAACCAAGAAUGAAGUUGUUUUCAGUAGCAGAGAGAAGGCGGUUGUGCAAAGCGGCCCACCGCGAACUUCCUCUCUAAUGGCGAUGAUAAUGUUGCUCGAGGGACACCAAGGAGAUAUUUUUUCUCUGGAGUUCCAUCCGGAGGGGCAGUAUCUCGCAUCCACAGGAUUCGACCGACAAAUCUUUAUCUGGAAUGUUUACGGAGAAUGUGAGAACAUUGGUGUCAUGACUGGACAUAGCGGUGCUGUGAUGGAAUUACACUUUAGCCCAGAUGGCAAUUACUUGUAUACAGCUAGUACAGACAUGACGCUGGGUUUGUGGGACAUAGUAGCAGGAAUAAGAAUUAAGAAAUUGAAGGGACAUACUGCAUUUGUAAAUUCUGUAUCGGGUGCGCGAAGAGGACCUACACUGCUUUGCUCAGGUAGCGACGAUAGUACAAUACGUAUUUGGGAUCCCAGAAAGCGACGUCCAUGUUACACAUUGAAUAAUACAUAUCAGGUAACUGCGGUGACGUUCAAUGAUACAGCUGAACAAGUGAUUAGUGGUGGUAUUGACAAUGAUAUUAAAGUAUGGGACCUCCGAAAAAAUGCGGUGCUUUACAAAUUGAAAGGACACACGGAUACCAUUACCGGACUAAGUCUCAGCCCUGAUGGAUCGUACAUUCUUUCCAAUGCUAUGGAUAACACAUUAAAGAUAUGGGAUGUAAGGCCAUUUGCGCCUUAUGAACGCUGUGUGAAAAUAUUGUCUGGGCAUCAACAUAACUUUGAAAAGAAUCUUUUGAGAUGUGCAUGGUCACCAGACGGUAGUAAGGUAUCUGCAGGAUCCUCCGACAGAUAUCACUAUAUCUGGGAUACCACAAGUCGUAGAAUAUUAUACAAAUUGCCAGGACACAAUGGGUCUGUAAACGACAUUGAUUUUCAUCCGAAGGAGCCUAUAGUAUGUUCUGGAUCUAGCGACAAGCAAAUCUACUUGGGUGAAAUUGAGGCUUAAUAAAAUUGAAUUCAUAUAUUGAGCUGUAUACAUAUUUAUAUAUUUGUAUAAUAAAAAUAGAAAUGG
This is a messenger RNA of Linepithema humile (Argentine ant), 1245 nucleotides long. Its product is annotated as U5 small nuclear ribonucleoprotein 40 kDa protein. The record is from RefSeq and is a predicted model, not a curated record. Gene Ontology annotation, cellular component: catalytic step 2 spliceosome. Lineage: Eukaryota; Metazoa; Arthropoda; Insecta; Hymenoptera; Formicidae. Gene Ontology annotation, molecular function: protein binding; RNA binding.